Molecule: messenger RNA, 1124 nt
Organism: Phytophthora sojae
Lineage: Eukaryota; Oomycota; Peronosporomycetes; Peronosporales; Peronosporaceae
Exons: 2
Coding region: 27-1124 (365 amino acids)
Source: RefSeq, a predicted model, not a curated record
CGACAAGCCGCGCGCACUCCUCUGCCAUGCUCGCACCCCCUCGACCGUCCUCCCCCUCGAUCAAGACGCCGCCAAGAUCGGCCGCGACCCUGUGGACCGCUCGCCUCGUCGCCACGCUCUGGAAGCUCGCGGUCAAGCGCGCGCGCCGACUGCGGCGACAGGCUCGCAAUGGAGCCGCUGCCGACAAGGCCGACCUCAUGCACGGCAGCGCACCGCUGAGCUCCACGUCCUCGGAGGGCGACCCUCUCGACUUCGAGGACGACGAGGACGGCUCCAUCAUGCGCGAAGCCGCGCUCUCGGUGGUGGCGUCGGGCAUCGUCUCGCUCGCCGACUUCGAGGCCGUCACCGGCUUCCGUCUGCCCAAGAAUGAAUCCACUCCGGUAAAAGACGACGACGCGAGCUCGGAGGCCGCCACGGAUACCUCCGACGACUCGUGCAGCAUCGCAGGCAGCGAAUUGUCUGAGAUCGUGCUCGACGAGGAACCUAUUACCGCCUCGAGCCCCAAAACCAACCUCUUCAAGAGGCAGAGCUCUUCUGGGCCGCUGCAACAGCCGGCUGCUCGACGAAAGCCUACGUCGUCGGGCAAACCGGCCAGGUGGGCGCAUCGCCGGUGGAAUGCGUCUCUACCGUUGGGGUUGCUCUGGAGCGUCGAGCGCGUGGAGAUCAACGUGACGCGGACCGACGAGCGACAGGAAUUGGUCUUCGUAUUGGAGGUGUUCUUGAGCCUGCCCACGUCGCGCCUGCCGGUCAGCAAGCCAAGUUCGAACGAAGAGCGCGCAGCGAAGGCGGGAGCUUGUCCGACCUUCAGGGUAGAGCGCCAAUUUCGCGACUUUGAGGAGCUCCGGAAGAGCGUUUCGGCCUGUUUGAGCACCGAGCGGCAGUGCUCCUGCGAGCAUUGCCUCAAGUUCAUUGAGUACAUUCGGUUCUCGAGCAGCCAGCCGCGCGGACUGGUGAAGCGGUUCGCUGGCAAGGAGAAGCGCAGGCGGGUUCUCGAACGCUUCACCAACGAUUUUGUUGCAAUGGGCCAGCGACGCGUCCAGAAGACGGGCAAGCACAAGUGCCAAGCGCAGCAGCUCGUGCCUCCGCUGCUCACUGCGUUCCUGCUAAACGACGCCAUGUAUUAG